GCUCUCAGCUCAUAUACUGCUGGGCACUUUGAUCUGAACUCUGUCUCAGUCCUGCCAUGGAACUUCCUGCAUUCCUAGGGAGCCCUGCAUGGUUCUUCUGCUCUCUGGUCCUGGCUAUAAUAUUACGCAUGCAAAGAAAAGGGACAUGGGACCCAAGAAAGUGUCCAACUGACCUGACCGGCAAAACUGCAAUAGUGACUGGUGCCAACACAGGAAUUGGGAAAUGUGUGGCGCUGGAAUUUGCCAAGAGAAACGCACGGGUGAUCCUAGCGUGCCGGAGCAAGGAGCGAGGCCAGAAGGCUGUGGAUGAGAUUCAGAGUAAGACGGGGAACAAGCAGGUGAUUCUGCAGAUACUCGAUACCAGUAGCUUGGCCUCAGUGCGAGCGUUUGCUGACCGCAUUCUCCGGGACGAGAAGAAACUUCAUAUCCUGAUCAACAAUGCCGGAGUGUCAGGGAUGCCAUUUUCAAUUACCUCUGAGGGGCUGGAGAACACAUUUGCUACCAACCAGCUCGGCCCGUUCCUUCUCACCAACCUCCUUGUGGGACUCAUGAAGAAGUCGGCUCCGGGUCGCAUUGUCUUUUUGUCAUCCUUCAUGCACACUUUGGGGACGAUAGACGUCAGCCACCUGAGGGCACAAAACCUUGAGAAGCAUAUAAUGAAUGACUCGUACAACUGCACCAAGCUCAUGAAUGUGGCGUGUGCCAACGAGCUGGCAAGGAGACUAGAAGGAACUGGAGUGACAGUGACAAGCCUGAACCCUGGAAUUGUAAUGACAGACGCCAUGAGGAACUACAAUGUAAUAAUGAGAUUUGCAUUCAAAAUCAUCGGAUUUUUCUUCUUCAAAACUGCAGAAGAGGGGGCUGCAAGCACAAUAUACUGUGCGAUCUCUGAAGAGGCCGAGGGCAUAACGGGGAAAUAUAUAGAUAGUGACUGCACAGUGGUGUUACCCUCAGAGAAAACGCGAGAUCUGGCUGUAGCUAAGAAGCUGUGGGAAGCUUGUGAAGAAGUUACAGGACUGACCGGAAGUAGAAACAAGUGACAAGGACAUCAGAUAUCAAAGAGAACCUAACCAGGAACCACAGACUGCAGCCACGACUAGAAACCAUUACAUGAGGCUGUACUGAACCUAUUGUGAAUAAAUGUUGUAUUCCUUGUUUAUAAGUAUAUGUGGGAGCAUAAGGAACCCAUAAACAUGUACCUCAGGGAAGGUCUACUGGUGCUAGGACUAUAGGUACUACUGCUGUGUUAUUAAACGUAAUGCCUCAACCACACGUAGGGUCAGUAUUACCAGAAUAAACUGUCAAAAUCUACUCAUAAUGCAGUCUCAACUGCACAAAAUAUUAAACAGGUUUUUAUACUUUCAAACUGCUUCUGUUGCUCUUAAUAACCCUUCCUACAAGUCAUUGAAAUGUCCCAUAUAAUCCUCCACAUAACUCCACAUAUUGCACCAUAUAACCUUCCCUAUAACUCCUCCUAUUGCACCAUAUAGCCCUCUGUAUAACUCCUCCUAUUGCACCAUAUAACCCUCCCUAUAACUCCUCCUAUUGCACCAUAUAACCCUCCCUAUAACUCCUCCUAUUGCACCAUAUAACCCUCCCUAUAACUCCUCCUAUUGCACCAUAUAACCCUCCGUAUAACUCCUCCUAUUGCACCAUAUAACCCUCCCUAUAACUCCUCCUAUUACACCAUAUAACCCUCCCUAUAACUCCUCCUAUUGCACCAUAUAACCCUCGCUAUAACUCCUCUUAUUGCACCAUAUAACCCUCCCUAUAACUCCUCCUAUUGCACCAUAUAACCCUCCCUAUAACUCCUCCUAUUGCACCAUAUAACCCUCCCUAUAACUCCUCCUAUUGCACCAUAUAACUGCUCCCUAUAACUCCUCCUAUUGCAACAUAUAACCAUCCCUAUAACUCCUCCUAUUGCACCAUAUAACCCUCCCUAUAACUCCUCCUAUUGCCCAUAACCCUCUCUAUAACUCCUCUUAUUGCACCAUAUAACCCUCCCUAUAACUCCUCCUAUUGCACCAUAUAACCCUUCCUAGAGCUCCUCCUAUUGCACAUAACCCUCUCUAUAACUCCUCUUAUUGCACCAUAUAACUCUCCCUAUAACUCCUCCUAUUGCACCAUAUAACCCUCCCUAUGACUCCUCCUAUUGCACCAUAUAACCCUCCGUAUAACUCCUCCUAUUGCACCAUAUAACCCUCCCUAUAACUCCUCCUAUUGCACCAUAUAACCAUCCCUAUAAUUCCUCCUAUUGCACCAUAUUAACCUCUCUAUAACUCCUCCUAUUGCGCCAUAUAACUCACCAUAUAACUCCUCCUAUUGCACCAUAUAACCCUCCCUAUAACUCCUCCUAUUGCACCAUAUAACCCUCCCUAUAACUCCUCCUAUUGCACCAUAUAACCCUCCUUAUAACUCCUCCUACUGACCCAUAUAACCCUCCCUAUAACUCCUCCUAUUGCACCAUAUAACCCUCCCUAUAACUCCUCAUAUUGCCCCAUAUAACCCUCUCUAUAACUCCUCCUAUUGCACCAUAUAACUGCUCCCUAUAACUCCUCGUAUUACACCAUAUAACCCUCCCUAUAACUCCUCCUAUUGCACCAUAUAACCCUCCUUAUAACUCCUCCUACUGACCCAUAUAACCCUCCCUAUAACUCCUCCUAUUGCACCAUAUAACCCUCCCUAUAACUCCUCCUAUUGCCCCAUAUAACCCUCUCUAUAACUCCUCCUAUUGCACCAUAUAACUGCUCCCUAUAACUCCUCGUAUUACACCAUAUAACCCUCCCUAUAACUCCUCCUAUUGCACCAUAUAACCCUCCCUAUAAUUCCUAUCUUUUCUAACUGCAGUAGAGUCUCUUUAAGCUUGCCCAGUAUUGCAAAUGGGAUUUUCCUGCAACCAUGUAUGACUGGAGCAACACUUGGGUCCAAAUAGAUGUGGUAAGUUCCUUUAAAUUGCCCAAUUCCUUGAAAUGCAUCAGGGUAAUGUUUUACCAGAUCAUCUUUUGUAUAAAGUUUUCGUGUAGAUACUGUGUGAACUUUGCAAAGUAAAUCCAGUUCCUGGCAUGCUGCUUUUCCUAAUAAUGGAAGUGAGGAGCAUCGCGUAGCAAAGAAUUCCAGCUCUGCUGUAUGUGUGGAGGUGGCUGCAGUGAGAUGCACCAUACCUUCUUGAUGGAACCCCCAUAACCAAUUAACAUAGUGUUAGUAUUUCUGAUGCAGAACUGUGCAGGGAUCUUUUUUAAGAGAGUGAUAGGUAGCACAUUUGCCUCAGCACCAGUAUCCAGUUAAUGGGUGCACCAUUGAUUUGCACUUCAGAGAACCAUGCAGAAUGUUUUAGUUCUUGUUUUACAUUUUUCAAUAUUGCUCCUAUAAAUAAAGUCUCAGCUGUUUUUACUCUGUCA
Bombina bombina (fire-bellied toad) is the source of this 3398-nucleotide messenger RNA. Its product is annotated as retinol dehydrogenase 12. The record is from RefSeq and is a predicted model, not a curated record. The transcript is spliced from 6 exons. Bases 57 to 1040 code for a protein of 327 amino acids. NCBI's taxonomy places the organism in Eukaryota, Metazoa, Chordata, Amphibia, Anura, Bombinatoridae.